GUACGUAAAAUUAAUUAAUAUGAAUUGAAAACUCUAUAGGCAGAAUGGCUUUCCUGCUAGCUUCUUAUUUCCAGUCUAGGUUUUUUGUUUGUUACAUGGAAAUUUCCUGUGGUUUCAUGGAAGUCUACGAACAGCAGAGAAAAUUGAUCCACUGAUUUUCCAGGAGACCGCCUGCAAAUGAAAAUGCAUUUAGAUCUGCACAUUGGGAAAAUAAUUACGAGGAAGGACACCCAACCUUAAACCUAUUCUGGAUUCCAACCAGCCGGUAGAAUUGGGCAUUUUCCAGGAAAAUGGCAGAAAGCUGCUGUGGACAAAGCAUCCAAUACCCCACAUUAGUCUGAAGUUUAUGCCCUGGCUGGCGACUGGCCAUGACGAGCGGCAUGAUGAGGGGCGGCUGCCCCCUUAUCCACAGAAAUUAUAUAUAAGGGCGCCAAGCACCGUUGCUCGUUGGAGCAUUUACUUCCUGCCUGUGUCACCCGCUUCUCGCUGCCUUUCCUCUUCCCUCGACCUUCCCACUCUCAUCCCUCCUCUCAAAAAAUGGGUUCUUCAGAAGCCCUAACACUAGAAAACGGUAACUGCCACCGCGACAUUCCUCGGCGCUUCGAGCAGAACGUUAUUGUCAUGAGGCACGGCGACCGCCUGGACAACUUCGAACCCCUGUGGGCGUCCACGGCGGCGCGCCCCUGGGACCCCCCGCUAGUCGAUGCCGGCCUCGUCCGCGCCUUCCGCACCGCCCGCCAGCUACACGACCGUCUCCCCUCCCCCAUCCGCCGCGUCUUCGUCUCCCCAUUCCUCCGCUGCGUCCAGACCGCGUCCCAAGCCGUCUCCGCCGUCUCCGUGGAUGAUUACUCCGGGAUCAAGGUUUCAAUUGAGUAUGGAUUGUGUGAGAUUUUGAACGAGAUAGCCAUAAGAAUACCUCCCAAAGAUGAGAACUGGGGUUUCAAUGUCUCAGAGCUUGAAGCUAUGUUCCCUGCUGGAACGGUGGAUCAUACUGUGAAACGUAUAUAUAAACAGUUGCCCCAAUGGGAAGAGACAAUUCUGAGUGCGAGGACUAGAUAUAAAGAGGUUAUUCAAGCUCUUGCUGAUAAAUUCCCUUCAGAAAACUUGUUGCUUGUCACACACGGGGAAGGAGUUGCCGUUGCAGCUUCUGCAUUCAUGGAGGACACUACAGUUUGUGGGGUAGAUUAUUGUGCAUGCUUGCAAUUAAGAAGGACUGUCUUGUUUGGUGAAAACCAAUCUUUUACAGCUGAAAACUUUGAUGUGCUAACAAAGAACGGCGAAACUGGUAUCAGUUAUUGUAUUUUGAGUGAUACACCAUUUGAAGUGUGACUUUUUGCAUCAGCCACUUAUUCUAGAUGUCUCUUCAAGUGCAACCUAAUGAGCCCUAUUAGAAGCAAUUUGUGUGUGUGUUUUCUGCUCGUGAGUUUUCAUUUUCAGUCCUCGGUCUUGAAAAAAGCAUAGAUGCAAGUGGGCAACAACAGACUUCACCAUUUGAUGAAUUGGAGUGAACAUAAAUCUCCAGCAGAGUUGCAAAAAAUAUUUGUGUAGUUCUUAAAUAAGGUCUUCAGUGAAAAAGAUUUGUGUGGUUGGUCUUAAAUAAAAUGGAUUUCACUAUCUGAAAAAAAA
This is a messenger RNA of Malania oleifera, 1626 nucleotides long. RefSeq lists its product as uncharacterized. The transcript has 4 exons. Lineage: Eukaryota; Viridiplantae; Streptophyta; Magnoliopsida; Santalales; Ximeniaceae. The coding region runs from base 538 to 1329 and encodes 263 amino acids. The record is from RefSeq and is a predicted model, not a curated record.